Molecule: messenger RNA, 579 nt
Organism: Coccomyxa subellipsoidea C-169
Lineage: Eukaryota; Viridiplantae; Chlorophyta; Trebouxiophyceae; Coccomyxaceae
Exons: 6
Biological process (GO): tRNA-type intron splice site recognition and cleavage; tRNA splicing, via endonucleolytic cleavage and ligation
Cellular component (GO): tRNA-intron endonuclease complex
Molecular function (GO): tRNA-intron lyase activity; nucleic acid binding
Source: RefSeq, a predicted model, not a curated record
GGAUGGUUGCAGCACUCGCUUGUUGCCCUUGAAGUUGAUGCAGCAGUCUCAGAUCUACUGGACAGCGCUUGCUUUGGGGAAAAGUCUUCCUACGCAGGUAGGAAGAAAAGCGGACAGAUCAUAUUGAGCCUGGAGGAAGCAUUUUUCCUGGUGUAUGCGCUGAAAGCAUUGACAGUCUCUCCGACUCCAACAGACCUGUGGAGAACCUGCGUGGGGCUGAAGCCUGACUUUAAAUUUAGCUACAUCCCAUUCCACCACUUCAGAAGCAAGGGAUGGGUUGUCCGUCCAGGGGCUCAGUACGGGGUGGAUUAUGUGCUCUACAGCAAGCAUCCUGCAGAGGCCCAUUCCAGCUACUGUUUGUUGUCUCUGAUGGGCACAAAACACCCCAGCUUGCUGUCCUGGAAUGACGUUGAGGCGGCAAAUCGCAACAGCAGCCAGGCAAGCUCCCUCAGACAGCCUCUGCUCCUGCUAUAUGUAGAGGAGCAGCCAACAACGGACCAGGACUUUCCCGCUUGCCUGUCUAGCGUAACGGUCGAGGAGCGGCUGGUGGAGCGGUGGACACCUUCGCACAAGGAUUAG